UCAGGUCCCGUUUCUGCGCGCGCCAGGCCCCUCCUCCUACUCAGUGAGCGUAUACUGCUCGCGCUGAUGGCGGUCGUUGUUCUCUAAUCCUGUAGCCCGCCUGUGGCGGGAAAUGGAUAGAGAACCUGUUUACAGUAAUUCCGUGGAGAGUCAUCGAGGCGGAAGAUAGCGAACCCAGCCCAUCGAAAAUACCGCCGCCGCCACUUCGAAUUUGAGUGAAGGUCUCUAACUGUGCCUCCCCCGGGGCCUGCCCCCUUCUAGGAUGGCUCUUCUGGGAAUGCUGCUCGGGCUGCUGAUGGCUUCCUGCUUCACCUUCUGCCUCAGUCAUCAGAACCCGGAGUUUGCGCUCACCAGCCCAGAAAAGAGCAGCACCAAAGAAGCAGAGAGAAAGGAAACCACGGCAGAAGAGGAGCUGGACUCUGAGGUCCUGGAGGUGUUUCACCCAACCCAUGAGUGGCAGGCCCUUCGGCCAGGUCAGGCUGUCCCUGUAGGAUCCCAUGUACGGCUGAAUCUCCAGACGGGGGCAAGAGAAGUGAAACUCCAAGAAGAGGACAAGUUCCAAAGUAAUUUGAAAGCAUUGAAAAAAGGCAAAAGGCUGGACAUAAACGCCAACACCUACACAUCUCAGGACCUCAAGAGUGCACUGGCAAAAUUCAAGGAGGGGACAGAAGUGGAGAGUUCAAAGGAAGACAAGGCAAGACAGGCCAAGAUUAAACGGCUCUUUCGCCCCAUUGAGGAGCUGAAGAAGGACUUUGAGGAGCUGAAUGUUGUCAUUGAGACUGACAUGCAGAUCAUGGUACGGCUGAUCAACAAAUUCAAUAGUUCCAGCUCCAGCCUAGAAGAGAAGAUUGCUGCACUCUUUGAUCUUGAAUAUUAUGUCCAUCAGAUGGAUAAUGCACAGGACCUGCUUUCCUUCGGUGGUCUUCAAGUGGUGAUCAAUGGGCUGAACAGCACAGAGCCCCUGGUGAAGGAGUAUGCUGCAUUUGUGCUGGGGGCUGCCUUUUCCAGCAACCCAAAGGUCCAAGUAGAGGCCAUUGAAGGGGGAGCCCUCCAGAAGCUGCUGGUCAUCCUGGCUACGGAGCAGCCUCUCACUGCAAAGAAGAAGGUCCUGUUUGCGCUGUGCUCCCUCCUGCGACACUUCCCCUAUGCCCAGCAGCAGUUCCUGAAACUGGGGGGGCUGCAGGUCCUGAGGAGCCUAGUGCAGGCGAAGGGCACAGAGGUGCUGGCUGUGCGUGUGGUCACUCUGCUUUAUGACCUGGUCACUGAAAAGAUGUUUGCGGAGGAGGAAGCCGAGCUGACCCAGGAGACGCCCCCAGAGAAGCUGCAGCAGUAUCGCCAGGUGCACCUCCUACCAGGCCUGCGGGAGCAGGGCUGGUGUGAGAUCACUGCUCACCUCCUGGCCCUCCCUGAGCAUGAUGCCCGCGAAAAGGUGCUACAGACCCUGGGAGCCCUCCUGGCCACCUGCCGGGACCGCUACCAUCAGGACCCCCAGCUCAGCAGGACACUGGUCAGCCUUCAGGCUGAGUACCAGGCUCUGGCCACCCUGGAGCUCCAAGAUGGUGAGGAUGAGGGAUACUUUCGGGAACUGCUGGGAUCUAUCAACAGCUUGCUGAAGGAGCUGAGAUGAGAUUGCCCCUAACACCAGGACUGGACCGGGGCACUGGUGAGACUGUUGGGCACCAGCUUGGGUGGGCUCUUUAGGGGAUACCAGGCAGAAGGGAGGACUUCCUUACUGGGGCCUGAGUAUCAUCUGGGCAGUGCUGCCUUGGCCAUUAAAUGGAGGCAUGAGA
Felis catus (domestic cat) is the source of this 1790-nucleotide messenger RNA. RefSeq names its product SIL1 nucleotide exchange factor (gene SIL1). The record is from RefSeq and is a predicted model, not a curated record. Bases 263 to 1627 code for a protein of 454 amino acids. The transcript has 11 exons. NCBI's taxonomy places the organism in Eukaryota, Metazoa, Chordata, Mammalia, Carnivora, Felidae.